AUAAAGGCACGAAGUGCCGUAGGAAAAUUAAAUCUUGACCCUACAUCCACUUACAUCACACGGUGCAUAAUGAUUUGUUCUCCCCACCCACGAUUCCGCUGCACCAUCUCCCCACGCUCGAGACUUCCGCAUCCCCCAAAUUAAGGAACAACAAUGAAACGGUUCCGCUAGAUCAGCCCCUUCCGAGCGAGUUCACCACAUCUCGAAGAAUCCCGCCGCCACGCUCCAUCCGUCCUCUUUCUCUUCCGCCGCCACCAAAGUCCUGACCACCUUAAUUGUCGACAGCCCACACGCUUCCUCCGCGCCGACGUAUGCGCCUCCUCCGCAGUGCCGGCCCAGUUGAAGGCAGUAGUGGCGGAGACCUCACGGCGUGUCGCCACCUCUGGGGAGGGAGGGUUGGGGGAUCUGAAAUACUGUUAUAAUGGAAUCGUGGUAUGCCUUCCUGCCCCCGUCCUGUGUCGGAUUUGGCCAAGAGAAGGCGAACAGCGCUCCCCUGACUGGCUGACUCUACUCUCAUGGCCUUUCUCGCCCCGGACAUGGAGCAGCCAGCCAGAGUAUCCGGCGCUGCCGAUCGGCCGCCGCGCUCGGACCAAGGAGAUGUACCCAGGUCGUUGGCGCACGCAUCACAAGUCGCAACAUCUGCGGUUGCCUGCCGCCGAUUUUAUUUAUGCUUGCAUCAGGUAUGCUUCCAACGGCAGAAGGCUCAGCAACUCUUCAUUCCUGCCCGUCAUCUCUCAUCCAGGCUGCAGAGAUAUGUAGAAGUGCUGAAACAGCCCCCUUGGUCGAUGCCUGACGCGGCUAAUCCACGGGGAAGGCUGGGACCAUGGCCGCCCCUAUCCCUCCGCGCGUGGCACGCCGCUGAGCCUUAUGCCGGUCCAGAAUCGCUGCUCUUGCCUGAGCGGUUCCUUCGCCAAUACUAAGACGGUCCUCUGUUCGGAUUCUACUUGCUUCUGUAAAGUAAGGCAGUUCUGCUUCAUGCUGCAAUUCAAUGAAAAACAUAUGUUCAAGAAGUCAAGCACGUAAUCAGGCAUUUAGGAGAGAACCCCCAAUUAUUAUUAUUAUCAGCAUGCUGCCAAGAUUAUAGACCUCGCAAAACAAGGCAAGCAAUUUUUUCUUUCUUGCUCGUGCUUAACUUAAUGUACACUAUUACAGAUAGCAAACGUGGAGUGAGUUCGUUACUCCAUCUUUUAUCCUUAUUAGUGGAAAGCUCAAUGAAGUGUGUCCAGCCGGUACAAUUUUUUUUAGCCGCAACAUUUUUACCCAUCGUUUAUCAUUAUUGUGGAAAACUGAAUUAAGUUUGUACGGGCGGUACACUGCAACAUCUUGACCAAUCAUUUAUUCUUAUUGUGGAAAACUGAAUAAAGUGUGUACAAACAGAGCAAAUUUUAUAGCUGCAACAUUUUGACCCUUCUACUUCUUAUUUUAAUAAGGGUGCAAGAUUACACACGAGGGAAGCGGUGCUUGUGGUUUGCAGAAAAUACAGUUAUGAAUAUUAUUUUGAUACAGGUUGUACUCCAAAGUGUCUGUGGUGUAAUGGUUUCAGAGUAUCAGUAGAGAUGACAUGACUUAUGGAUUAAGCAUGACUUCUCUGCCUACUCAACUACCCGUGAGUGCUCAACUAUUUUGAUAUGUACAUUUACAUUUAAAAUUCUACUGCAAGCUGAUAUAUAGCUUUCUUUUUAUAUAUGGUGAAUACAUUUUUGUGUC
Molecule: messenger RNA, 1707 nt
Organism: Lolium perenne
Lineage: Eukaryota; Viridiplantae; Streptophyta; Magnoliopsida; Poales; Poaceae
Source: RefSeq, a predicted model, not a curated record